Limanda limanda (common dab) is the source of this 4396-nucleotide messenger RNA. Its product is annotated as SUN domain-containing ossification factor-like. Gene Ontology annotation, biological process: protein folding in endoplasmic reticulum; regulation of bone remodeling. The record is from RefSeq and is a predicted model, not a curated record. The transcript is spliced from 24 exons. NCBI's taxonomy places the organism in Eukaryota, Metazoa, Chordata, Actinopteri, Pleuronectiformes, Pleuronectidae. Gene Ontology annotation, cellular component: membrane; cytoplasm. The coding region runs from base 172 to 4143 and encodes 1323 amino acids.
AGCAGCAGCAGCUAGCAUCACACCAACUGACAGCGCUAAGAAGUUCACGAGAAGCAGUGUUUUUUUUAAUUUUACAUUCGACACACCAGCAGCGGAGCAGACCUCGGAGAGAAAAGAAGACGUGACUCCAUUAGUGAGCAGGGUGAGGAUGACUGUCCCGGCGGGAGAGGGAUGAAGAUGACACCUCUGCUGUGGCGAGUGGUGUCAGUGUGGCUCUGUGUCGCUGUGCUCUCCCGGUACCCUAGCUGCUAUGUUGGUUGCACAGAGUCGCCCCAAGAGGCCCAGAGGACCAUGUCCCCACAGGACGUCAGUUCGGAGGAAGAGUUGGGGGAGAACACUCCUCAUGAAAAGGUUGAGGAGAGCUGGGUCUUACCUGCCCAGUCCUUGUCUGACAAUGAGCUGCUGUUAGAAGAUAAUCAUCAAAACGAGGAGCAGACAACACAGCACAUGGUCAAAAAAGAACAAGAUUCAAAGGCCUUGGAAGUGCAAGUGUCCAGUGUUGAGGCAGAAAAGGAGGCAGUCAAGGAAAUGUCUCAAUCAGAGCAAGAACCUGAGCCAAACUCAGAAAAUCCAAAUCAUGACACCUCUGUUGUUCAAGAGCAUGAUUCACCUGCUCUGCUCCCAUCAUCUGACCCUGUCUCUGGUUUUUCCGCUGAGCUUAAUGACAAUCCCAGCAUCACCAACCUUCAAGACAGUGUCAGAAAAAGUGUUUUAGAGGAUGAAUCUGAAGAAGCUGCACCUGAUGUUGUUGAAUCUGAGCUGCCUCCUGCUGACUGUGAAGAAGAAAACAAUCCGUAUAACUAUGAUAGCAGUCCUCCGAUUGUUCUGGAGAACACUUCCAAUGUUCACACUGCAGGUACUAAAACCCACACUGACCCUCCUCUGACACCUUCAGUCGGAGACAGCACGCAGCCUCUGGAAGUCAACACAUCACAUGUGGUGAGCGAGCAGGACCUGAGCUCCCCUGUCACCACAGAAACGGAUCCCAGUGUGAACAGCAAGGACCCAGAGGACAUCCCUACUUUUGAUGAGUGGAAGAGAAAGAUGAUGGAGGUGGAGAAAGAGAAGACGCUGUCUACUCACCCCUCUAACAAUGGUGGUUCUCAUACACUGAAGAAGGCCCAGAAGAACUUUAAUAACUAUGCCUCAGUGGAAUGUGGAGCCAAGCUCCUUGGUGCUAACCCAGAAGCUAAGAGUACUUCAGCGAUAUUGAAGGAAAACAUGGACUUAUACAUGUUAAACCCCUGCAGUAACAAGAUCUGGUUCAUCAUUGAGCUCUGUGAGCCCAUCCAGGUGAAGCAGCUGGACAUCGCAAACUUUGAACUCUUUUCCUCUACUCCCAAAGACUUCCUGGUCUCCAUUAGUGAUAGAUACCCAACACAUAAGUGGUUAAAACUGGGAACCUUUCACGCUAGGGAUGAGCGCACAGUCCAGAGCUUCCCAUUAGAUGAGCAUCUCUAUGCUAAAUAUGUGAAGAUGUUCACCAAGUACAUAAAGGUUGAGUUGGUCUCUCACUUUGGCUCUGAACAUUUCUGUCCCCUCAGUCUCAUAAGGGUGUUUGGGACGAGCAUGGUUGAAGAGUAUGAGGAGAUAGCUGAUCCCUCAGAAAGACCAGAUGAUCAGGAAGAUGACCUGGAUAACCCAUCUGAAUACGCAGACCAGAUAUCCAAGAAUCUAAUCGGAUCAGCAAAAGAUGUCAUUCUGAACAUGGUCAAUAACAUUGCUGUCAAUGUACUCGGUGGAGGCCCAGAGAUGCAAGUCAAUAUAUCAUCCCAGGAAGUGAACAUGACUGAGCCAUCAGCACAGAUUGAAACCACGACUCCAACUGCCUCUACAGAUCCUACUUCAAUUCCAGACUCUGAAGAAGCAGUUAUAUUACCAGACCCGGGUAUCUCUGAAACGUCUGAGACCCCUGAGCCAGAGACAUCUGAUACUGAAACUAGCAAACAAGAGCUCCCACUAGUGGAGGAAACAAUUAUUAAACCUUUAGAGAAAGAUGAAGAAGAACAUAUCAGCUCUUCAAUCAUCCUUCUGGAAAAGGAGGAAGAGGAAUUGGAUGGAGGAAAAGAAAAACUGGACAAUCAUAAGCGACAAGAUAAUCAGAAUUACUGCGCACUGCUUCCUUCAUUUUCUUCUUCAUGCUCUUGUACAGCUUCCUUCCAGGAAUACCUCCUUUGGCAGUGUUCAGCUCUGCUGUCCAAAAAGAGGAAAUGCCAAACAACGGAUAGAAAGCAAAGGAUUCCUUCUACAACACCCACCUGGCACCUACCGCUGUCCCCCACCGGCUGCCCUGAGCCUCAGCUGCACCACACAGAGGUACACCAGCUCCAUAAAAAGGAACAUGCUUCAGUGCAGGAGCCAGAGAGUAGAGCCAGCCCAUCAGCAGCCCCUCCGCCUCAGGGGGACACAAUAGAAUCUCAUAAAGAGCCUGUGUCUGAACCUCCUUUGCUGGAACCCAGUCAAACGUCGAGCCUCCCCAAACCCAGUGCCACCAAUUCAUCUGCCACCAAACCGACUCCUAUUGUGGAGACGCCACAGCCGCCUCCUGAGGAAACAGUGAAGGAGCAAAGGCCAGAAAAGAGCCUGGAUGUGUUAGCUGCAGAGUACACUGAGCCAUCAGUCUCUCUCAGUAGCGCCAUCUAUGUAAGGCCCAGUGUCAGUGCAACAGUGGACAAUGUCUCAGUGGAGCCAACUGAGGAAAAGCCUGAUGUUGAUGUUUCUCAGUUAGAAUUAAAUACCCCUGUCCAAAUCCCAGACAAAACAGAUCAUCCUCAGCUGCUACCUCCUACCACCUCCGUUCAUUUAGAACAUCAGCCUGACCCACCAACUGUACCUAAAAGGACCACCACAUCCACAGAGCCGUCCCACCCAGCUCCAGACCCUGUCACAGAACUAGAGCCCUCUGGUGGCCCUGCAGUCAUCACUGACAAUAAAAUGGAGGAUCUCACAGACGACAUCUCUACCUCAUCAGGUGGUAACCUGCCUCAUCCCUCACCUGCCUCACCAUCCCUCUCAGACAUCUAUGCAGAGACCCCCAAUGAGUCAGAGCAGAACAGCAACCUGAUGCACGGCUCCAGUCAGAAGGAGUCUGUGUUCAUGAGACUCAACAACCGCAUUAAGGCCCUGGAGAUGAAUAUGUCGCUCAGUGGACGCUACCUGGAGCAGCUAAGUCAGAGGUACCGUAAGCAGAUGGAGGAGAUGCAGAAAGCUUUCAACAAAACCAUCAUAAAACUCCAGAACACCUCAAGAAUAGCAGAGGAACAGGACCUGCGUCAGACUGAGUCCAUUCAGUUGCUGCAGGGCCAUCUGGAGAAUGUGACUCAGCUGGUUCUCAACCUGUCAGACAGAGUGAGCCAGCUGCAGAAUGAGGUGUCUGACAGGCAGAACUACCUGCUGCUGUGUCUGGCGCUGUGUGUGUGUCUCGGCCUGUUGCUGUGUGCAAACCACUGCCGCAUCUCCACGAUUCCCCCAGCCACAGAACCUGAGGCUCCCAUACCCAAGAGCUACACCUACUGCUGCCCUGAGAGGCAGUUCUCUUCCGGUGAUGAGACGGGCUUGAAGAGGAGAGCGUCCUAUCCAUUGAUACACUCUGAGUCAUUCCAGUUACACUCCACUGAAGGCGCUGAGAUGCUGCACGCCGAGGACACACAGAGUCUUUGUCCAGCUAACAGAAAGAGGAGACGACGUAAGAUGAAGCCCGUUGAAGAAGUGGAGACUCUGAAACCCUCCAUCCACGCUGCUUCAGAACUGAGUAAUGGAGCCAUUUUGUGUAACGGUGCGCCGAUCACCACAAACCCCACACCGUUUUCAAAAAGAUUCCUCCAGCCUCUCUUUAGAGACUCACUGUCAGAGGGGAGCUCAGAGGGAUCCUCACAUUCAGACGACCCUUCCUUCUGUGGCAUCACCACAGCCUGCUCUCGAAUCUGCGACGGCCUCCCUCAGCCCAAGACCCGGGCAGAGAAACGGGCAUUGAGACGCCGGCGUCCCAAGCCCGGCUGCGCGGUGGUGGACUUGCUUCAAGUCCCAGGGAGGGACAGGAGGGAACCGUUGCCCAUCUCUACCAUAGAGGACCUCAUGAACAGGAAAACAGAGCAAAGCUCUGGGAUGUUUGGAGUGAAAGUUGGCCUCUCAGGUCCUGUCUGACAGAAGAGAAGAGACAAACUUACAAAGCCUCCACUUCUCCUCACUCACUGCAAAACUCUUUCUAAAAGAGCAUCAAUGUUAAUUUCUGUAGCCACAGGCAGCUUUAAGCUCCACGAUGAGACUUUCCCUUCACUCUCACUGUUCACUUUUGUUCUCUGUUCCGUUCCUAUCUGACCUUUUUGCAUUGUUAGACUUCAAGUCAAAGAAAUGUCUUCCCGGCUUACGAUUAAAGCUUUUCACUUGUGUUUGGAAA